CAAUUCGCAACGGUUCAGGUGAGGGUUUUCCGGUGGGCUUGUCGUGGCUAAAGUCUUCAUUUAGGAGCCAGUGAGCUGUUAUUUACUGGGGUUGCUCUAGCGCCACACCUUUCACUGGAGCUUCCUCCUUCCACAACCAGGUUGCUGUUGGAAAAUUCAAACACAUAAACCGCCAUAACUGCUGCUUCGUGUUCUUUUGCGGGAGCUAUUAUUUUUGUUCCUGAGACGGCUGCAUAUCCUAUUCUUCUAUCAAAAUAAAGACGAUGUCGUCAACUGCUGAACCUACCAAUUCAAACUUAAACACUAGGCUCACCUCGGAAGGUUGCAGUGUCUUGCUCGACAUCAACGAUGGCGACCGUCUCGUUUUUGCUCGUCUCUCCUCCGCCGCGAAGUUGAAAAUCGGGAAUAAGAACUGUUCCCUGCAGCCUUUAAUCGGGUGUAACUACGGUUCUCUUUUUCAAGUUGAGAUUGGACCUGACGGCUCUUUUUUGUCUCAGGUUACUCCUUCGGUCCAAGGUAACGAUACUGAAGAGAAAAGCGACAAUCAAUUAAAUGUUGAGUCCAGGGACAACCGGACAUUGAUUGACAAUAACAAAGCCCAAAGGCUGACUGGUGAAGAUAUACAAGCUAUGAAGAGUCAGGGUGCUAGAGGUGAUGAAAUUAUUGAGACUCUCAUUGCCAAUAGUGCAACGUUUGAAAAGAAAACAUCUUUUUCACAGGAGAAAUAUAGGCUUAGGAAGCAAAAGAAAUAUGCACCGAAAGUAUUACUGAGGCGUCCUGUUGCUCGAAGUAUAUGCGAGGCCUACUUUAAGAAGCAUCCAGCAAAAAUUCGGUUCUUGCGAGUGGAUACAUUAUCUCUUCUACUCUCCAUGGCUAAUGUCUCUUCCCACUCAGACAUUAUUGUCGUUGAUAUGGUUGGUGGCCUUCUUACUGGUGCUGUGGCAGAACGUUUAGGAGGUACAGGUUUCGUAUGCAACUCAUAUCUUGGAACAGCACCAUAUUCCAUGGAUAUUGUGAGGAUAUUUAACUUUAGUGACGAAAUUUGCAAGAGAAUUGUUCGAUCUCCCAUUUCUGACUUGCUGUCGCAAAAAGAAUCACCUGAACAAAUUCUACAUCGUGAUGACGUUUGUAACAUGGAAAGCCUGACGAGUAAUCAAAUGUCUACAUCAGUCACUGUGGAUGAAAUCUCUGGUCCAUCAGGAAAUGAAAUUUCUGAUCAAGGUGCAGAGAAUGUUGAGAAUACCAAUGUUCCUGCUAUAAGAGCGUGCAAAUCUACAAAGGCUGGAGAAACGGCAAAAAAAGAUACCAUUAACUUGUGGAAAGAAAAUGGUUUUUCUAGCUUAAUCAUUGCUGCGCCAGAUUUGGAUACCUGGACAUUGGCUAGGGAUCUCUUGCCUCUCUUAUCAAAUUCGGCUCCCUUUGCUAUUUAUCAUCAAUAUCUUCAGGUUUUCUGGUUUGUUCACUGUUUAAUUUACAGCCGCUUGCUACUUGCAUGCACAAUCUACGGGUUGGGAAAAUGGCCAUUGGCUUGCAAAUAUCAGAGCCUUGGUUACGUGAAUACCAGGUCCUUCCAUCAAGAACUCACCCGUCCAUGCAAAUGAGCGCAUUUGGUGGAUAUAUUCUUAGCGGGACUAAGAUAUGCAUCAGCUAGUUCCAGCCCUCAGGAACGCUUUUGUCCUCCUAGUUUGUUGCUGGUCAGCCAAAGCCUUGCCUGAUGGAUACGUGUUCUUUUGCAAUGUUUAACAGCCUGUAUCCCUUCAACUGUCAUGAUUUUUAAUUCCAGCUGGCAAGUGCAAUCUCUUGUUAAAUCUGGUAGUUACGUUAGGAGAGAGUUUGGAUCCUUAUUCACUAUCCAUAUUUUACUUUACCUUGACCACCCAAGCUAAUUCUAGGUGAUUCAAUUAUAGUGUACUUUCAUAACAUUAUAAUGGUUAUAAUGCUAAUGCAUUACAGCCCUGCUAAUUCGAAGUUUAUGUAUUUUUUAUUACAGUUUUCAAUAAAAAUGUGUGGGAUAUGAUAUAAUUUCUAUA
Messenger RNA from Prosopis cineraria, 2030 nucleotides. RefSeq lists its product as uncharacterized. The record is from RefSeq and is a predicted model, not a curated record. Gene Ontology annotation, cellular component: nucleus; tRNA (m1A) methyltransferase complex. NCBI's taxonomy places the organism in Eukaryota, Viridiplantae, Streptophyta, Magnoliopsida, Fabales, Fabaceae. The transcript has 13 exons. The coding region runs from base 264 to 1601 and encodes 445 amino acids. Gene Ontology annotation, biological process: tRNA methylation.